AUGAGCAGGGUUCUGAUACAUUUAUAUCAUGGUACGAAAGUCAAGAAAGAUGACUGGCUGUUCAAUAAUGCGGACAUCUUUGAUGACCGCGACCUGGCAGCUGCCGUCCUUCAUACUUCACUCGCUAAGCGCCUCAGAGAGGAAACUAAUGCCCUUUCAACAUCGAAGAAGCGCGUUAAGUUCGCCAACGACAUCAAAUCGGAACCAGAUGCCUCGGAUGGCAACAACUUCCUCGAAAAGCUAGGCGGUCAGUCCUGCCAGUCUCGCCAGUCUGCCAUUUGCGACAAAUUCAAGGUCUUGAGACAGGUCGUCCGUGGCGUCGCUCGAGACAUCGAUAGCAUUGAGGAGGAAAUGAAAGUAUUUCCUAGUUUCAUAAGACAUGAAUAUCUAAAGGAAUUUCUCAUAGUGACCGUCGCUGAGGUCAAUGCAGGCAUGGGUGUCGACACAUACAUCGGGAUGUGGAAGAUGGCAGGUGAUAGAUAUCCUGAUUGUCACAACGGGACAUGA
Molecule: messenger RNA, 507 nt
Organism: Colletotrichum graminicola M1.001
Lineage: Eukaryota; Fungi; Ascomycota; Sordariomycetes; Glomerellales; Glomerellaceae
Exons: 1
Coding region: 1-507 (168 amino acids)
Source: RefSeq, a predicted model, not a curated record